AUGAUCAUCACAACAUGGAUUAUGUACAUCUUUGCCCGGAAAACCGUAGGGCUACCCUUCCCACCAAGGGUGAGCUCGGAGAUUGAAGUUGAAGAAAGUGAAGCUGUAUCCGUUGUGCAGCACUGGUUGAACAAAACGGAAGAAGAGGCUUCUCGGAGCAUAAAGGAGAAGAUGUCCAUCAAUGUCCCUUCCACCCAUGGACAUGACAUACAUGUGACCAGAGAUUUGAUGAAACACCAUCUCUCAAAGUCUGAUAUGUUAACCGACCCAAAUCAAGAAGUCCUGGAGGAAAGAACGAGGAUCCAGUUCAUAAGAUGGAGCCACACCCGGAUCUUCCAAGUGCCCAGUGAAAUGAUGGAUGACGUCAUGCAGGAACGGAUAGAUCAAGUGAGACGAAGCGUUUCUCAUCUCAGGUGCGACUCAUACAAUGAUCCAAGCUUCAGAACUUCUUGCUCAGAAUGCUAA
Molecule: messenger RNA, 465 nt
Organism: Apodemus sylvaticus (European woodmouse)
Lineage: Eukaryota; Metazoa; Chordata; Mammalia; Rodentia; Muridae
Gene: Spata19
Product: spermatogenesis associated 19
Exons: 6
Coding region: 1-465 (154 amino acids)
Source: RefSeq, a predicted model, not a curated record